AUGCCUAGAUGGGUGUUCAAUCAUACCAAGGGGGCUCUCACCAGGGAGGAUAAGGAGAAACUUGCAAAAGGCAUGUCCAAAAUCUACACAACUUUUGGGCUGCCCGCCUUUCUCGCCCAUGUCCAGUUCUUUGAGCUGGAGCCUGAAGAAUUCUGGUCUGGUGGUGAAACCUCUGACCCUUUUACUACCAUCACCAUCUACCAUGCUGCAGCGAAUAUCCGAAACAAGGACGAAGGUGAACAUUUUCUUAAGGCACUGGACGAUGUUGUGCGACCAGUCUUGAAACCCAAGGGCAUCAAGUGGGAGUCCAACAUCUACGAGACCCCACGUGACAACUGGAGAGUUCAGGGCAUGGCACCACCAGAUUUCGGUACGGCCAUGAAUGACAAAUGGGUUGUGGAAAACACCUUCACGGAUGAGGAUGAAGAACAAAUUUUGCGACAGCAAGGAUAUUUCGACGACUCUCGCUGGAAGUUGCCAACAUUUUAA
Clonostachys solani is the source of this 489-nucleotide messenger RNA. The record is from the annotation of a GenBank genome assembly. NCBI's taxonomy places the organism in Eukaryota, Fungi, Ascomycota, Sordariomycetes, Hypocreales, Bionectriaceae.